Messenger RNA from Hyla sarda, 2908 nucleotides. RefSeq names its product clathrin interactor 1 (gene CLINT1). The transcript is spliced from 12 exons. Bases 369 to 2231 code for a protein of 620 amino acids. Gene Ontology annotation, cellular component: endosome; clathrin vesicle coat; plasma membrane. Lineage: Eukaryota; Metazoa; Chordata; Amphibia; Anura; Hylidae. The record is from RefSeq and is a predicted model, not a curated record. Gene Ontology annotation, biological process: endocytosis. Gene Ontology annotation, molecular function: clathrin binding; phospholipid binding.
GACGUCACUUCCAAGGUGGAGCUCGCCUGCCUGCGUGGAGAAUCGGAAAAAGCUCAGGGCGAACGCGACCACAGCGCGCAUGCGUUGUGAAGUCAAGUCUGACCGCGCAGGCGCGAACUCACUACCUGGUUUCUCCUUAUCUUGGACUGCGCAUGAGUCGUCUGGUUGGCGAUCGACGCGUGACGCGACUGCGCUUGCGUAGAGCGCUUUGGAGCUUGCUAGUGCGCAGGCGCGACGUGACGCGAUCGGUCGUUGCGUGUAGGGCAGCGGAGCGGUUGCGCGGAGUGACAUCGGCAGGUCUCCGGUGAGAGAGAAAGAGGGGAGAGAGCAAGUCCUCGGGACCGGAGGAAGAGAGAUCGGGAGCGAAGAUGCUCAACAUGUGGAAAGUCCGGGAGUUGGUGGAUAAAGCCACCAACGUGGUGAUGAAUUAUUCAGAGAUCGAGUCUAAGGUUCGAGAGGCGACCAACGAUGACCCCUGGGGACCUUCCGGGCAGCUCAUGGGAGAGAUAGCCAAGGCCACAUUCAUGUACGAACAGUUCCCAGAGCUCAUGAACAUGCUGUGGACGAGGAUGCUGAAAGAUAAUAAGAAGAACUGGCGCAGAGUUUACAAGUCCUUGCUGCUGCUGGCGUACCUCAUACGGAACGGAUCGGAGCGGGUCGUCACGAGCGCCAGGGAGCACAUUUAUGACUUACGAUCCUUAGAAAAUUACCACUUUGUAGACGAAGGCGGCAAAGACCAAGGUAUCAACAUCCGACAGAAGGUGAAAGAAAUGGUGGAGUUCGUCCAGGACGAUGACCGCCUCCGAGAGGAGAGAAAAAAAGCCAAAAAGAACAAGGACAAAUACGUUGGGGUGUCUUCAGAAAGUGCCGGGGGGUUCAGAUACAGUGACCGAUACGACUCAGAACCUCGCUCUAAAUGGGACGAAGAGUGGGAUAAAAGUAAGACCGGAUUCCCAUUUAGCGAUAAGUUAGGGGAGAUAAGCGAUAAGAUCGGCAGCACAAUAGACGACACCAUCAACAAGUUCAGGAGGAAAGAUAGAGAAGAUUCUCCUGAGAGAGGCAGUGACGAAGAAGAAGACCGGAAAAACAACCGGGUAAAACAUACAGGAGAGUUCAAAGACGAGGAGGAGACGGUCACCACCAAGCACAUCCACAUCACUCAGGCCACCGAGACCACCACCACACGCUCCAAGCGCAACCAGUCCAAAAUCGACCUUGGCGCAGCCGCACACUACACCGGAGAUAAAGAAAGUCCUGAGCUCACCUCGUCCGCCAGUCAUCCUGCUGCAAAUAAGACGUCUUCUAGUGAGGGCGGUAAGAAGGCAUCGAAUGAUCUAGUGGAUCUACUUUUUGACUCAGAAAACAAAUCAGGCGCCACAUCAGAUCCAUUUGGUGGUUUUGCAGAUUUCGGUUCAUCCGCCGCUCAGUCUUCCAUCUUCCCAGCAACACAAGGCUCAACAACACCAACCGGUAAUGGAGAUUUUGGAGACUGGGGGGCCUUCAGCCAGCCACCACCCGCCCCAUCUGUGCCGUCAACCGAUUUGUUUGCAGUCACACAACAGAGUACCGACCUAUUUGCUGCUUCCCAUCCGCAACCAACCCCCGCUGCCUCCAACACGACAGACCUCUUUGACAUCAUGGGGCCCGCACACGCCACCAUGAGCACGUCCCAGAGCAUGAACCUAUCCAUGAUGAGCUCUAGUACUGUAGGAGUGACGCUUCCCAUGUCAAGAUCUCAGCCCCUGCAGAACCUCGGUCUUCAGAAGCAGAACACGCUGCCCACGCACGGAACAGACAUGAAGGUUCAAGGCAAAUCCCUCCCGGCCACCUGGUCUGACCCCAGCGUUAACAUCUCCCUGGACAGUCUCUUGCCAGGCAUGCAGACCUGUAAACCAUCGCAGCCCUCCUUAAACGCCAUGAUGCAGCAACAAAACAUUCAGCAGCCUAUGGGGAUGUUGCCGCAGAGCUUUGCAAAUCUGAACGUCAGCGGAAGCCCAGGCAUGAUGCCCAUCAGACCUCAAGCGAGCCCCGUUAUGCCCGGUCCCAUGCCAGGAGCCAUGGGUAUCCCGAACAUGAUGACUGGCACUAUGGGCAUGUCAGGAAUCCCUCCAGCGAUGAACCAGGGGAUGAUGGGCAUGCCCCCUACUAUGGGCAUGCCUAUGGGAUUAUCCCCCGGAGUAAUGCCACCUAAACAAGAUGCCUUUGCAAACUUUGCCAACUUCAGCAAAUAAAAAAAAAAAAAAAAAAAGCUUUAUCCAGCCGAUCCCACGCAGAGCUGGCGUAUUGAAGGAUUUUCAAACCACACACAACGUGAACGAAGGAGAGGAGGGGGGGGGGGGGGGGUGCGGGGCUCGACCCGGAAGCCCCAUCCUCCGAAAUCGAUAUCUUUUAUAAAUGAAUAGAAAAUUAAAAAAAAUGGACUUCCAGCCGAGCUGUUUGUAGAGGAGACUCUGCUCUGUAUGAGCGCUAUUGCCUUUAUGUACCAGACAGGUUUAAGCGGGUACACGGCGUCCGCGAUCAGGGUGCGGGACAGGGCGCCUUUAAAUAUGUUUAUCCCCCCCACCUCCUUUCUCUUUUUAGGUUUCAGAAUUACCCAGAUGUGACUUCAUAGAUUCACGCACGGUAACUUUCACAUUCCGAACUUCAUGAAUGAUAUCAGCUCCUCGAUUGGGACAGAUUAUUUUUUCUUAAAAUUUUUUUUUUAUUUUUAUUUUUAUUUUAUUUUUUUUCUUCAUUUUUGUAAUGUAACAUAUAUAAGAAAUGAUCUAUUUUUCUCCAAAGUGACUUAGGUUGUUUAGUGAUCGCUGCUUCUAAGGAAGUACGUCCUGCAGUGUAGACCCCGUCUGCCUCCCGUAGCCGCCAUUACUCACACUAUAGGGCAGUGUUUCCCAACCAGGGUGCCUCCAGC